AUGGCUGGAUCUCCAACUAAUUGUCAAUCGCAAAAGAUUGAUAUUAUAUCAAUGGGUGGAUCUCCGACUAAUUCUCAAGUUCUCUUACCCGCUUCAUCAACUAAUAACGACCAAGAAUCACAAAACCGCGGCUUUAUAAAAGUUUCCUCGCCAAGAAAAUCACGCAAAAUUGAUGGUGAUAAGAUCAAUAUAAAAGUUGUAAUCGUCGGUGAUGGUGCGGUUGGCAAAACCGUUCUCUUGGGGACGUACGUGCGUGUGGCAUUUUGGGACACAUGUGGUCAAGACGAUUUUGAUCGCCUAAGAGCAUUAUCAUAUCCAGAUGCUGAUGCCGUAAUAAUUGCGUUUGCUGCUAAUGAUCCUGCUAGCUUGGAUAACGUAUAUGGGAGUUGGACAUCUGAAGUAAGGCACCACCUCCCAAAUGUUCCGAUUUUCUUAGUUGCAACAAAAAUAGAUAAGAGGACUGACGCUCGCAAUGACGCCCGUAUUGAAGUGGUGACUUAUGAAGAUGGGUCUGCAGUCGCGAAAAAUAUAAAAGCGACGGGGUAUUUAGAAUGUUCGGCAAAGACUGGUGGAGGUUUGGAUAAUGUGUAUGAACAUGUCAUUCGUGCUGGAGUUUUGUAUAAUUUGACGGUAGCUUUCAGCGUAUCGGUCACGAUAAUAUUAUGGACCAAUAGAAAACAGCGAGCAGCAAAAAAACAGAAGCAUUUAACAAGAAUCUUAGUCUGCCUAGCUCGAUUUUUUGCAACUCCACGAUGUAAUGCAUUCUUAUCUUCCGUUUACGUUCAGAUUCAGGAAUCUUCAUCACCAGUACAUGCCAAUGAUCCUCCAUCUCCCAAUAUAUACUAA
Paraglomus occultum is the source of this 846-nucleotide messenger RNA. The record is from the annotation of a GenBank genome assembly. Lineage: Eukaryota; Fungi; Glomeromycota; Glomeromycetes; Paraglomerales; Paraglomeraceae.